UACAAAGUAGCCAAACUCUCUAUCUACAUAUAGACUCAAUCUCUUUCCAUCUCCCGAAAACCAUUGCUUCGCGAUGCAUAAAUAGCGUGACAGUCAACAGAGCGAUGAACACCUCGCAUAAACAAACUGUGCCAUCCGAGAGCCUUGAGCGGAAAGUGAAGCCGGAGAUUGGAGAAAAGCAGCAGGACAAUGAACGCGAUUCGCAGGCCGCCGCCGGGUCAAAAAGUUUUCUUAAAAGUACAAGCAAGCAUGGCGAGGAUAAGGCCGUGCUCAUCCAACCCUUUUUCUCAAGCCGUGUCUUGGAAUGGGCUGUUCAUCUCCUCGCAGUCAGCAUAAGUAUCAUUGGUAUUUUCUGGCUUCGCUUUCUCGACGUAUAUUGGAUAGAUGAGUCGACAUGGACAACCUCUUGGGCCUGGGCGUUCUUUGGCCUGGAUGGCAUCCUCAAAGCUCUUCAGUUCAUUACCAAAGUCCAUAUGUUGCUCAUGAUAGCUUCUAUUGCAAGCAUAACGGUGAACUUCUCCCGGCCCCGGCUAGUUGGCCAUAAGGGCGUCGCAUUUGACAACUUCUGGUAUACCGUCAACUUCAUAAGAAAAGACUCCGCAAACAUCAGUCUGAGUAUCUUCAUUCUCUGUUCAGCCAUCCUCUGCCAGCUCGCCGGCCUCGCGUCCAUCGGCGUGAUUCAGCCCAAUCUUGGCUGGUGGCAUAUGCCAGACCCGUACGGUGGCCAGGCAUUGCCAGUUUAUACCCAAUCUAAAAAGAACGAGACAUUCCCUUUGACACUAAACUCUACAACCUUACCGACGUCUACGGCUGGGUUGAAAUGGGACAUGAACUCGUGUUUGACGGCCACUCCUCAGACCUCAGCUCUCGCCUGUCCUGGAUCUGGUUCUGAGAGUCUGAAAGCUUGGACGCUGUCAAAUUUCCAGAAUCAUGCGGUGCCAAAUCUAACCAUGGUAGAAAGUAUCACUAGAGCACGGAGGAUCCUCGCGGCAGAGUCAAUCGGAAAUGGAACCGCCAUCGCGCGUCUUCGGCUUGUUGCGCUCAACUUGGACGGUUCUGUCCCUGCCAAAGCAAAACCACGUCAACAAUGGGGCAUUGGAGAUCCUAUUCAUAUAAGCUCUAAUUGGGCGGAGCUGCUGAACGCUCCGGGGCAUCUUGCCUUUACAAUGACAUCCAGCGAUGGAGAUUUCGUGACAGACUCGGCCGACCUUAUGGAAGGGGCAGCCGACAAAAUGGCUACUAUUCUCAGUCUUGUAAUUGCUGACGGGCUUUCGCGUAUUACCGAUUGGAGCGAGAGCCUGGUCGUCCUGGAUACAAAUGGAGAUAACAUCACUUACUCCUAUCUAAAUGCUCUUUCCGACAAAAUUGAGUACGCAAAUCGGAGUUCCUUUGAUUUAGAACAGAAUACAUUCCUCCGGCUACGAAUCCAACGCUAUGGCUGGGCAUACAACUAAUCUACACUCACAAUAUUAUCCAUUGUUGUUUUAUUAAUACAUAUUUCCAUGGUCAUAUGGUAUGCAAGCUACCAGAUUCGAAGGAGCAGGGACAGUAUGGAGUUGGUUGUGGGAAAGAAAUAUAUUUAAUCACUUCGCUAUGUACUGUAAUAUGUUCUAUUUUU
Messenger RNA from Trichoderma harzianum CBS 226.95, 1618 nucleotides. RefSeq lists its product as hypothetical. The record is from RefSeq and is a predicted model, not a curated record. NCBI's taxonomy places the organism in Eukaryota, Fungi, Ascomycota, Sordariomycetes, Hypocreales, Hypocreaceae. Bases 105 to 1454 code for a protein of 449 amino acids. The transcript is spliced from 3 exons.